Molecule: messenger RNA, 1425 nt
Organism: Panicum virgatum (switchgrass)
Lineage: Eukaryota; Viridiplantae; Streptophyta; Magnoliopsida; Poales; Poaceae
Exons: 2
Coding region: 304-867 (187 amino acids)
Source: RefSeq, a predicted model, not a curated record
CUGAACUUAAAAUUCUCCAGGUAUGUUAGCAGUUUGAAUCUUAAGCCACGAUUCAUGGAACACAUCAACUUUGGUAAUGUUGCUUUCUCUGCUUGAACAUCGGAUAAGAGGGUUGGUAACAAGUAUCUUAAAUCAUUGCAGUGGUGUAUUCCCUUCGCUGACAAGUGCGCUCUAGGUGGUGAUGGCCAUUCUAACAUGUCUUGAUCUGAUCUGCUUUUGGAAAAGAUGAGACCUGUACACGAUCCACGUGAAUGCAUCUUCCCAAGCUAAAGCUUCCAACCGCGAUGGUUUCAUCUCUCACUCAUGGACCGGGACUUGUCCGGCCUUCGUGUCUCCACACCAGCGCAGCAAUUCUUGCUGCCUGCUGGCAAUGGAUUCUUCACCUCGUCAUUGUCUUGCCCGUCGGCACAUGGAUAUGGCAUCCGGUCCUGUGAGGUGACUGGCAGAUUGGGUCACUUCAAACUUUGUAUCUACCCAUUGACUCGCGGAUAUACUUCAAAACUGACCAUCCGAGGAUCUUAUGCUGAAGGGAGAGAAGAUAUGGCCCUCAAGGCCCUUGUAAGGCAGCGAGACAGCGAGACAGUGGUGACUGUCCCAUUUUGGUUGCAGGCGAUUCCUUCUCAUUGGCAGCAGUCGGUACCUUGCCAAAGUUUGGCGAGGUCGGCAUCCUGCGAGAGCUCUGUGAGGAACUGGAGGAGGGGAGGUCAUCUCCAGCUCUGUGCAGGAACUGGUGCAGGACGCCAAGGAGAUGCGCAGCACAAGGGCAAGGCCAAUGGAAGGUAUGUGCGGUCUGAUGCCGUGCUUCUUGCCGCACGACUCGGGCUCCGUCCGCCUCGCACGGCGAGACAGAAACCGGCGGCGAGGUGAGGGGCGGCGGCGACGAGCACGAAGACUGGACGCGCGUAUCCGCUGCGGCUGGACGCGCUGUCCGUGUCGUGUUCGGGCUCCGUUCUCUUCCCUCUUCCUCCCAUCGUGUUUGCUGACGCAUCAGGAAUCCUGAACCAAGAGGCGUCGUCCGUCGCUCUUCAAAGUGCGAGCUCUGAAAACGGCAAGGCGGGGGCGUCCUGCGCGUUCACACUGCAUCCGGUCUUCGGACUUCUAGACCUCGCCACGACGCCAGAACCGGGACACUCGGCUCGGAUUGGCCUCCUUCUUGGCACCACGAACGAGCCAUGAUAUAUGUGGCUUAAAAGUAUGCUUGGUUAGUUUUCAACUUUUAUCCAGCGAAAAUCAAGAUGUGCCAAUUGAUUUUUUUAUCUAAAAUUAGAAUUUCUAUAUUUUGAAUUAAAACUAUAGCAAGUUACUAUAAAUGGUAUGCAUGUAGUAAUGAACAAUGGUCCCACAAAAGGAACAGAAAGCACGAAAAAAGAAAAAGAAAAGAUCAAACUACCCGAUAGCCGAUCGAGGGAGCUCCUAUAUAACCUG